Haplochromis burtoni (Burton's mouthbrooder) is the source of this 4882-nucleotide messenger RNA. Its product is annotated as carbohydrate sulfotransferase 11. The transcript is spliced from 3 exons. Gene Ontology annotation, biological process: proteoglycan biosynthetic process; carbohydrate biosynthetic process. The record is from RefSeq and is a predicted model, not a curated record. Gene Ontology annotation, cellular component: membrane. NCBI's taxonomy places the organism in Eukaryota, Metazoa, Chordata, Actinopteri, Cichliformes, Cichlidae. Bases 500 to 1519 code for a protein of 339 amino acids. Gene Ontology annotation, molecular function: sulfotransferase activity.
ACUUUGAAAGGUCUCCCCGGAACCCGCCCUUCUUCUGAAACGUGUCGCUUAUUCUCGACCACCGGGUCGUUGAGUGGUUGGACCCUUUCUGUGUCCGCGGGGAGAAAGGGGUUAAGCGGACAUUUGGAAAGACCCUGUCGUGGCGUAUAAAGGGCCCGUUACCCACGCAGUCCGGCGGCCUGUGCUGGCACCACAGCGGCAGUGAUGCAGCCUUCUCCGUCGUCUCUACAAAGGCACACAGAAACGCGUCGGUAACCGAGAGAGACACGGCAGACCAGCGGAGUCUGCAGCCCGGGGCCCCCUCGUCCUCCCUCACCGCUGCCUCCUCCUGACCCGGCAUGCGAGGAUGUCCAGGAAGAUAAGGAGCGGCAAAGGUCGAGCAGCGAGCCGGAUCGAUGCUCCCACGGCCGGUGAAGUAGACUCGACAAAAACCGUGUAGUUCGCCUGAACCCUGGCAGGAUUGGGCUCGGCUUCUCGGUGGCUUCCAGAGACUCUCAGGAUGAGGAAACCCAGAGUGAUCCGGAUGGUUUUUGCCUUGUCCCUGGGAUGUUUCGUCAUGGUCAUAUUCUACUUUAACAGCAGUCUGAAGCCAGCCUCAGAGGCGGUGGGUGAAAGCGGCAGCAGACAGAAGUCGAGGAGGAGUCCUCUACAGACGCUGUACGAUGGCGAUCAGGUUGAGUCGGCGGUACAGGCGAUCCAUCAGGGCAGACGGGAGCUGCUGGAAGAAGCUUGUCGCUCCUAUACCCGCAAACGCAGAGUCCUCAUCCCCGAGGACCUGAAGCACAUCAUCGUGGACGACCAGCACGGCUUGCUCUACUGCUACGUGCCCAAAGUGGCCUGCACCAACUGGAAGCGGGUGCUCAUGGUUCUGACGGGCGUUGCCGGGUCCAACAGAGACCCUCUCGCAAUCCCUGCCAACGAGGCCCACAUCCCCGGAAACCUCCGCACACUUUCUGAGUACUCCACCUCCCAGAUCAAUCAGCGGCUGCGCUCAUACCUGAAGUUCGUCUUCGUGCGCGAGCCCUUUGAGCGGCUGGUGUCUGCGUACCGCAACAAAUUCACACGGAGCUACAACACAGCCUUCCAUAAACGAUACGGCACAAAGAUAGUGCGGCAGCACAGGCCGGACCCGCAGCCGGAAGCUCUGGAGAAAGGAAAUGACGUCUCCUUUGAGGAGUUUGUCUAUUACCUCGUGGACCCAGCCACCCAGCGAGAAGAGCCCUUCAACGAGCACUGGGAGCGGGUGCACUCACUGUGCCACCCCUGCCUCAUCCACUAUGACGUGGUGGGGAAAUACGAGACGCUGGAGCAGGACUCCCGCUACGUGCUGCAGCUGGCCGGGGUGGAGGACCAGGUCAGCUUCCCCGCCUCGUCCAAGAGCACCAGGACUACAGGAGACAUGGCUGCCCAGUUCUUCCACAACAUCAGCCCUUUUUAUCAGAAGAAGCUGUAUAAUCUCUAUCGCAUGGACUUCCUGCUCUUCAAUUACUCUGUACCAGCCUACCUCAAGUUUAGAUGAGGCUGGAUUUCACUCGCGCACACAGAAACUAAAUUACAGAGCCUGGACACCUGCAGAAGAAGCUUCUCCAUGCAAACACUGCAAGUUCUGUUUUAAGAGAAAGAAGAGCAAUCCUUAUCAGAGCUCCAAAGAAAACUAAUUUUAUUCUUGAGACCGAACAUUGCGAUGGAGAACUCUUGAAGGAAUCAUGAGAUCAACAUUGAUGCCUGAAAAAAUAAAACAAAAAUUUUAAAAAAAGGCAAAUCCUCUUGUACUGUAGUUAUCGAGCAACUAGAUGUUGCUCAUUGCUUUUGAAUGUGUGAAACAGGGUUGGGCGAUAUGUUGAAACUUUCCAACCGGGCCACCGUCAGUCCAACUACUGCAUUGCUAUAAUAUCUGUUUGCAAUCAUAAAAGAGAUAUUUGAGGAAAAGAAGAAUCCGCUAUUUGGGUUUAUGGUUGUAACUCUCUAAGGUCUACGUCAUCAUACGUGAUAGCUCUAACCGUAUAUUUAUGAGCGAGGCAAAACUGGCUUUUCUGUUGUCAGCCAGAAUGAUUCGUUUCUUUGUUCCCAGUUUUCCAAAUCUUGGGAGAAAAAUACUCUGAUUGCCUGGAGUUGGAGUUAAGGUUAGAUUAAGGUCCAAUAAUGACAAUUUAAACCUCAGACGGUUCAACCGGACAAACCAAAGGAUCUAAACUAAGCAGUAAGAUGAAGUGCGUCCACGCGGUACAAACAGCAGGAUAACCUGCUUGCUAAUUGAUUAGGUUGCCCAACUGCACAUGUAGUUUUUGGUCUGCUUGUUUAAUUUGAUUGAAUAAUAUAGAUGUUUUUAUUCAGUGCCAAUCAAUUCAACAGCAGCCACUUAAAAAUGGCAAAAGUGUUUAGUGUUUUGUGAAAUGUUUUCCUAUACAUGUACAGUAUGAAUUGAGGUUCGAUUUAGUCUAAUAUGUCUCCAUUUAAAAAGAUUUCUGCUUGUAAUUAUGCAGAAUCACAACCUGAAGCUUUUGGCUUUUGCAUGCAGGAUGUGAAGAGCGGAAAAAGGGAACGCAUCGCCGAAGUGCAAACUGAAAACUGCUGGCUUUUAUUGGACAGUAAUUUGAAUCUAAAUUUGAAAAUGCUCGUCAGUGGUUAGUAGAACAAGCGUUGGCCUGGAUAUCUGCUGGCACUCCUCAAAGCUCAGAGGAAUCAUUGGAUAGUAGAAAGGUUGAUUGCUUCCUGGUCCAUUAUGUUAGCAUAAUAUGCCCAGCCCCACCCACCAACCAAAAAGGAGCAAGAAAGUGCUAAAAACCCAGCUUUGGACUAUAUGCGAUAUAAACGUAUAUAUUUUUCCGAUCACUCAGUCCUAGCAUGGAAUAUUUUUGGCUUCAUUUUAUUCCGGUUGUGGUCUGCUGUUUUUAAAAGUGUAUUUGCACGACAAACGUUAUUGUUGCAAGUUCCAUAGCAUAAUGAUUAAAGUAUUAAAUUCAUGUUUAGACAGUGAAUGUCUCUCAACAUGUGUGCCUUUGCUUUUGGGCCUUUUUUUGGGGGGGGGGUCAGUUCUAAAUGACAACUUUUGUAACUGUGACUUUGUUUACUUUUUCGUACUGUAGGAGGAGACUUCUGUGUGAACUAUGAUAUUGUCUUUAUUUAUUGUGCCAUUUCUGAUACCACAGAGUCAAACCAACCAAAAUAGGUAAAGUUUCUCUCACGAUUUUCAAAUAAAAUGCAUCUCAGAAAGAACUUGUUAAUUCCUUAAUAGUCACAAGAAUUCUCAAUGCAAUAAUGCAGAAUACGCCGGGCACAUUUUGCAUGUCAAUCUUUUAUUGAAAUGAUAAACCAUGACUGGAUGUGACCUAGAAGUGUUUAUAAAGGCAACGGUACUACGAAGUCCAGUCAAGCUCGAUGUCAGUGGAAACAGGAUUAAUUACUGUUUCUGAGUGCUAUUUCCAGACCACUAAUGACGAGCUAAAAGUGCAUAUCAAACAAUUGAGAAGGCCCCAUACAGAAAAGUGCAUACUAAAUCAUUUGUUCACAAAAACAGCACAAAAACAAUCCGUGCCAUCAAUACCUGGAACACAGACACUGUUAAAUACGACAGGCAUCGUGCUGCACAAAAAAAAAAAAAAAAAAAAAAAAAAAAAUGCAAACAAAAAAAAAAAAAAAAAAAAUAAGAGAUCCAGUAGAAAUUUGGCAAGAACCAACUGAAGGCUCGUCACGGUUUAAAAGGCACAAAUCUACAGAAAAUAAGCACGAUUAAAAUCUAACAUUCAUCCAGACUGUGCAACGCCUAGUAUACAUUUACACUCAGUAUAUAUGUUAUUGCCUGAAUACGAUCAUUUGCCGUGUAACAUUUAGGAGCUGACAACAGUUGUACAGAUGUGCCAACAGUUAUUACGGUGGUUCUACAUUACUCCCACUCGCUGCAUCCACUUUGAAUGGACUGUGGUUUUGAUAAUGGCCACAGUGAGCUGGUGAAUAUGGAGACUAAAGUGCAAAACAACUCCACCCUGUCCACGUGUUUAUUUUUUCUUCCACCACCUGUUUCCUGUAUUCUCGUUUUUUUACAUGCUGCUUAUCUACAGUGGGAAUAUCUGUGCCUCAGUGCUGGGUGUGAAGAGCUAUCAGCAGUGAAAACAGUAAAAAUUGAUAUAAACUAUAGUGCAAAAGUCCCUCAUUUCUUUAUAUUUUGCUAAAAUGGGUGCAAUGUAGUAUGCAAUGCAAAAACAGUGUCUGUACGAUUGUAACAAGCUUCAAAGCAUUUUUGUGAUUUUUGUUCAGCAGCCCUCACGAUUAGUUCUCCAGGCUUUUUGAAGGACACUCAAAGCUCUUCUCUGGAUCUUUCUACCUUUUGUUCAGUUCUCUGCCGAGAUCACUGCUUCAGUAAUGUUGAGGUCUGAGCUCUGGGGAGGCCGAUCCAUGACUCAGUGCUGCACCGUGUUUUGGGGAUCAUUGCCAUGCAGACAAAUGAAGUUGCUGCCAAUUAAAUGCUUUCCGUGUGGUAUUGCAUAGUGGAUCAUGAUCUCCAACACCACAGUUUCCUCACAUUUUUUUAACAACACACUGCACACCAUGGCAAGAGAUGCCAGGUUUUCAGAUAAUACCUGUUCAUAAGUCGGUGUUAAUUGGCUUAACAGACAAAGUAUUCCUCUGAAAAUGGUCCGGUGCAAGCACUGGACUGAAAAUGGGUGAAAACUCAGCCACUGUCCAAAGAAAAACUUUGAAAGACCUUCUGAAAACCUGGAGAACUGUUGUUCAAGACCUUCUCUUGAAGGGGGGAGGGGAAGCAACAUAUAAUGAAUGGAUGGGGAGACUUGAGAUUAUUGCACAGUAGUGUAUGUUGUGAAUAAAUUAUAACCACACAAUGAAUGAUUUACUUUUCACAAAAUAAAAUCUGUUGUGAUUGUUA